Molecule: messenger RNA, 348 nt
Organism: Gongylonema pulchrum
Lineage: Eukaryota; Metazoa; Nematoda; Chromadorea; Rhabditida; Gongylonematidae
Source: the annotation of a GenBank genome assembly
AUGGCAUUCUUACAACAGGUUGAAGACAUUGCAUGUGUUGGUGCAGGUUAUGUGGGUGGCCCAACGUGUGCCAUGAUUGCUUACAAAUGCCCGGAAAUACGCGUAACUGUUGUUGAUAUGAAUGCGGAGAAAAUCAAGCAGUGGAACUCGGAUCAUUUGCCGAUCUAUGAGCCUGGACUUGAGGAAAUUGUUAAAUCGUGUCGUGGAAGAAAUCUGUUCUUUUCGGACGAUAUACCAAAGGCAAUUCGAAAUGCGCAGCUCAUCUUCAUGUCUGUUAAUACACCAACCAAAACGUAUGGAAGAGGAAAAGCAAGUUCUGGAAUUUGUUCCCUUCGAACUUUCAUUUAA